AAGGAAACUCUGAGAAGCGUUGAGAAGAAAAAGUGAUUUGGUUACUGCGAGGGAGGGGAUUGGCAUCGUUGAGUUCGAAGUUGUAACUCUCACUCCAAGUCUGAGUUCUUUCCCGUGUUUUGAUUUUCUCGAGAAACUUCCAUCAUUCUUCAUCGAUUCCGCUGGAAGAAGAAAGAGAUAGAGAUCGUCUCGCCCUUUUUUUUUUUUGGUUCAUUCGUUCAUCAGAUCUGCAACUCUUCCGGCGUCAUAGAGAGAACGAGAUCCACGAUUCAAGUUUUUUAGAUUAAUCCAUGGCGGAGGAUAAAGAGAUUUCCGACACAGAAAAGAAAGAAUCAGAUGUGGUGAAGAAGAAGAGGAAGGGCGGGGGCUUUUUCUCCCGUAUCUGGAGUAGGCUUCACGGAGACGAUUUGGAGAAGAGAUUACAAAAUAUUUCUAAGGAAGAAGAUGCUGUUCUUGCGAGAAUGAAAAGGAGAUCAGUAAGCUGGAGGAGAAACAGUAGAAAUCUUAUUGCAUUCUCUGUCGUUUUUGAGGUAAUUGCGGUUGGUUUUGCCAUUAUGACAGCAAGAUCAGCGCACAUGGAUUGGAAGAUGAGGGCCUUUCGGAUUUUGCCAAUGUUUCUUUUGCCUGGUUUAUCUGCAGCUGCUUAUUCUGCUUUUGUUAGCUUCACAAGGCUGUGUGAUCGCAGAGACCAGAAAACCCUGGAAAGACUACGUGCUGAAAGGCAAGCAAAAAUUGAUGAACUUAAGGAGAAGACAAAUUAUUAUACAACACAAAAGCUUAUUCAGAGAUACGAUCCUGAUCCUGCAGCCAAGGCUGCUGCUGCUACUGUCCUGGCAUAUAAACUGGGUGCAGACUCAGGCUUGAAAGUCCACUUAGAAGGUGAAUCAAAUCUUAAUGUUUCAACAGGAAAGAGCAGUGAUGUUGAGGUAACGCAAUCUAGUGGUCUUCGAAAUCGUACACAAAUGCACAAAAGAUCCAGUAGUGUGGGAAGUGCUUCAUUGCCUCCAUCAACUCAUCAUUCUAAUGAAGAAACACCUCAUUCUUCCAACAAUGAGAGCCCUCAAGCUCCUGAGUAUAAUCAAGUAGUUGUUAACCAUUUCAAUCCUGAGGGAUCUGGCAUGAGUGGUGGGGGAUGGCUUGCUCGAAUUGCUGCCUUACUUGUGGGUGAGGAUCCAACUCAGUCAUACGCACUUAUAUGUGGCAACUGUCAUAGGCACAAUGGACUUGUUAGGAAGGAGGAUUUCCCAUACAUUACUUACUUCUGCCCCCACUGUCAUGCCCUAAAUAGGCCUAAACAAUUGGAAGAAAAUGUUUCUUGUUCUAGCUCCCCUAAAUUGGACUCCUUGAAAGCAGGUGAAAAUGUUGGUGUAACAGACAAACCCAGUGGUGGUACGAGUGACAGUGCACUGACAAACAAUAGCCCUGUUAGCUCUAGUCCUGAGAUUGAGGAAGUUUCUCAAACAGUACCUUCAGGGAAUCAGGGCAGUUAAAAUACAAAAUCUUGAAAAGCUCUACGAUUGUGACGAGAUGUUUUCUUUGUCAACUCCCAACUGGUUACCUAUGAAUACUGCUCUUGGUCGGGAGAUUUGUACUAGUUUUGCUGUUUGGCUCUGAUGAGAAAUUGUUGCAGUUUCUUACCUAGGAACUUUGUGAUUUUAUCAGCGAACUAUGUGAUUAUAUAUACAUCUGAACAGUCUCCAUGUUUAAUGAAAAGCAAACCAUAUAGUUUGUACCUACAAUGCACGCACUCUCCUUUUAAUCCAUGUCUAAUUUUCUAGACGACUGUAGUAAAUUAUUAGUAGUGACGUGAUUGAAACUGUUCACCUUCCAAAAACAGUCUUGAAUCUAUGCCAAAUUGAUGUAAGAUGAGAUCUGAUCAUGCUGGUAGCAUCUUUUAAGGAGUUUCUCUGCAUUUUUCCCGUUACUACUACUUAGGGUUUUGUUUUGCUUUGGAUCUUACCUCUGUGACUUUGAACGCUCAAUAGAGAUUUUAGGUUUUCGCAUUUAGGAAUCACGACAAGAUUCUAUUAGUUGAUGAGACGGCAGCCGAGUUCCUUGUUCUACUGGUGCGUUCACUGCCAAAGACAAGGCUGCUGCUACUCACUUGAAGGUCUGUUUCCUGCUUUCUCUUGUUCUUAGUUGUUGUCUUUCGUUUGUUAUUAUUUUGCCUUCUGAUAUGUGAUUGGCCUUUUUCCCAAUGAAAUUAGAUUUCUCAU
Rubroshorea leprosula is the source of this 2216-nucleotide messenger RNA. The record is from the annotation of a GenBank genome assembly. Lineage: Eukaryota; Viridiplantae; Streptophyta; Magnoliopsida; Malvales; Dipterocarpaceae.